UUGUAAUUUUGGCUCCUAUUGAUUGUGCCAUUUCCAUUGUUUUGAAUGGAGCAUAAUCUGCAACUUUUAAAAUGUUUGUUUUAGGUUCGUGGACUUUACAGAGGUGUUUCCUCUCCGAUGGCCGGCAUUGCUUUUAUCAAUGCUAUAGUAUUCGGGGUAUACGGCAAUGUCCAGAGGCGUUUUGUAGACGAAAAUUCAUUAACUAGUCACUUUGCGGCCGGUUUUACUGCGGGGGCAGUACAAAGUUUCGUAUGUAGCCCCAUGGAACUUGCCAAAACAAGAAUGCAACUGCAAGGAAAUGGCAAUUUCAUUUCGAAACGCGUUGCUAACUAUAGUGGACCUUUCGAUUGUUUGGUAAAAAUGUAUAAGACAGAAGGCACUAGGGGUGUGUUUCGAGGACUGGGAUGUUCCGUGUUGCGCGACUCCCCAGCUUUCGCUGUGUAUUUUUCUAGUUACGAGUAUCUGUGCAGGAAAAUGGAAACACAGAACGGCAUAAGCACACCCGUAAUGUUGGCUGCUGGGGGUACCGCUGGCAUUUUGUCGUGGAUGGCAACGUACCCGGUUGAUUUGAUAAAAUCAAGAUUGCAAGCCGAUGGAAUGAACGGAGAAAGAAAAUAUAAGGGCAUAAUCGAUUGCUCGUUGAAGAGUUAUCGCGACGAAGGCCUUAAGGUCUUCACAAGAGGACUGGGAUCUACCAUUAUAAGGGCAUUUCCUACUAAUGCGGCAACUUUUACUGUUGUUACCUGGAUAUUCAGGUUAUGCAACAGUCAAGACUCGUUUGAUUUGAGGAGAGAAAAACACACCACUGGUAUCUUAGAGAAGGACAUACAAAGAAUUGCCGCGUGUGUAGAUACAUUCGUAUAAUUCUGUAUCUUUCUCAGGAAAGUUAGUUCAAAUUAACGGGAACAUUCCAUAAUGGAAUUAUGAUAUAUAUGCACGUGCAAUAAUUAUAAUAUAUAAUAUACAUUUGUUACAAAUAUAUACAAUUAUAUUGUGUAAUAGAGUUGCAUAGAAUCUCUCGAGCAUUAUCUUAUAUGUUAUCCAGUUUAUUUUAAAACACAUUAAGCAAUUCUCGUAUACGGAUGUAAUAUUUUAUUAUGAAUUAAACAGUUUAUCAAAAUCAAUAUGGUAUCUAAUCUGUGUUUAAAUUUAUCCAAAUUUACGUAUACUACAGCACGUGAAUGUAAACAUUUACAAAUUACAGAUUAUCUGAGAUACAAUGGUUUAAUUUUGGAUAUUUUUAUGUAAUUUCUACAAGAUUUAUAACCGUUGUUGCGUAAGACAUUUGCUUUAAAGCCCUCUCACGUCAUGAAUUAACUAUCAGUUAUGUAUUAUGUACCGUGGCAUUUAAUAAGAUCACUCCCCCUGUCCCGAAAUCGAUAAAAUCGCUGAAUGUUGUUGUUGGUUGCGUAUUCGCGCCUAGUUAACUGGCCAGUCACGUGUUUUCCGGUUUUUUUCGCGUGUCUAAUUCCUCCUGUUUCUCCAUGGAAGAUCCUCGGCAAAUCGUGUUGCCAUAUACAAACAGCAACGACUUAACUACCAAGGCCCGGAUUCACAAAUACCUCGUAUCGUAAGUUACGACGAAAUUCAUCGUAAAUUACCACAUGCAAAAAGUCUCGUAUUUACAAAGCACGUCGUAAGCUUUACGAUAUUGUAAAAAGUCUCGUAACUACUACGAUAUUUAAGAGCUUUCAUAAGUCUUAGUUUCUCGUAACUUACGACAUAAUAUCUCUUCAAUGUCGUAUCUUACGAUACGUUCGCGAAUCGACCCAAGCUGUCCCGUUGCAGGCACGAUAGAAUCUAUAAUAGGCCUUAUGAGCUAUAAAUUGCGCAGUAUAUUGU
This is a messenger RNA of Centruroides sculpturatus (bark scorpion), 1842 nucleotides long. RefSeq names its product mitochondrial basic amino acids transporter-like. The coding region runs from base 118 to 864 and encodes 248 amino acids. Gene Ontology annotation, biological process: mitochondrial L-ornithine transmembrane transport. The transcript has a single exon. Gene Ontology annotation, cellular component: mitochondrion. NCBI's taxonomy places the organism in Eukaryota, Metazoa, Arthropoda, Arachnida, Scorpiones, Buthidae. The record is from RefSeq and is a predicted model, not a curated record. Gene Ontology annotation, molecular function: high-affinity L-arginine transmembrane transporter activity.